AUGAUAGAAAAUGAAGAGGAUCUGCUUUGUUUUUAGAAACAUAGGCUUCCUGUCUUAAUGAUUGCUUGGGAUAUAAAAUUAAAGAAGAAUAAAAAACUGUUAUGUUCUAAAUGCCUAGAAAUUUUGGAAUCAGAAGUUGAAUUUAAGAAUUUUAAGAAAACUUAUUAAACAAUUGAAGAAAAUUAAAAGUUAAAGAAAGAAUAAGUUGAGAAAAUAAUAUUUAUUAAUAUAAAAUAGAUAGAAUAAUUAUAAUAGGAAUUUCAUUAAUUAAAAUCUAAUGUUGUUCAAUAAUUAGAUGAAUUAAUUGGAAAUUUAGAUGAAUGGAUCAAAUAUUUAACCGCUUUUGCCUAAUAAAAUUUUCAAUAUAGUUUCUUUGAAGAAUUGGACAUAUUAAUUACCUAAAAAAAACUUGAUGGAUUCAAUUAAAAAUCUUUAAUUCAUAAAAUCACUUAGAUUAAUUAAUCAUGGAAUUAAAAGCUUAAAAAACUAAAUUUAUUUAAUUCAUUUUAAGAAAGUAAAAAAUGUUAAGAUAUACUAAAAGUUAUAGAAAAUCUCAAUUAAAUAAAUGAAAAAAUCUCAACAGAACCAAGCUUAGGCAAUAUAUAAUUAUAAUAGCAUAUGAAUUAAUAUAUAAAUCAAUAAAAAAUAUUAAAAAAAUAAGUAAUGAUGGAUAACUAAAUUGAAUUUAAUUUAAUUGAUGAUUCAAAUUAAUAGUAAGAGUAGUGUUGGGUGAUAGUGUUCAAUAAAACAGGAUCAAUUAUGAUUUCAACUUGUAAUAAUCUUAUUAAAAUUUGGAAUUUUGACUAAGGAAGAUUACAAAUAUCUUAUAUUUAUGAAGUACAUGUAGAUGAUGUUUUGUGUUUGGUUUACAGCAAAUCGAGAAAUAACUUUAUUUCUGGAUCGAGAGAUAAUACGAUAAUUUGUUGGUAAUAAAUCAAAUAAAAGGGAUGGAAAUGUUCAUAACCAAUCUAAUAACAUAAAGGUUGGGUUCAUUGUUUAAUAUUAAAUAAGCAAGAAGAUCAACUUAUAACUGGAAGUGAUGAUUGUUCAAUAAGAGUUUGGAAAGUAGAUUUUAUUAAGAAUGAGCUUACUUUUCUGUAAGAAUUAGUUUAACAUACCAACAGUGUAAAUUCAUUGAGUUUUAAUUAAUCUGAAACUGUGUUUGCAUCAUGUGGAUUUCAUGAACUUAUAAUAUGGGAGAAAGGAUUAUAAGGAAAAUGGAGAUUUAAAUAUAAACAAGAUGUUUUUUAUGGAAAUAAAAUACAUUUCAUAAAUGAUCAACAAUUUAUUUGGGUAACUAAAUCUAAAAAUAUUGAUGAUAUUUUGGUGUUUGAAUAAUAAGCUGGUGUCUUUAAAAAGAAUUCAAUCAAAAAUAUUCAAUUAAUAUAAAAUAAUCAAUGUGAUGAUGAACUUUAUUUUCCAAUAAUACAUAAUAAAGAGAAAAACAUGAUUUUGGUAAGACAUAAACACCAUAUAUAUCUUAUUAGACAAUUAAACAAUGCUUUAUUUAAAACUAUUGUAUCAUUGAAUUGUUAAAUUAAUGAGACUUUUGGAGGUAUGACCAAUGAUGGAUAGUAUUUAGUAUUAUGGGAUAAUAAAUAUCAAAAGUACUCAUCUUAUGAGAUUUUAAAUAAAUGA
This is a messenger RNA of Paramecium sonneborni, 1638 nucleotides long. The record is from the annotation of a GenBank genome assembly. NCBI's taxonomy places the organism in Eukaryota, Ciliophora, Oligohymenophorea, Peniculida, Parameciidae.